Caenorhabditis briggsae is the source of this 1686-nucleotide messenger RNA. Lineage: Eukaryota; Metazoa; Nematoda; Chromadorea; Rhabditida; Rhabditidae. The record is from RefSeq and is a predicted model, not a curated record.
UUCAGCGCAAACAAAGCAUACGUCAAUUUCACAAACAAAAUAGAUCCAGCUGAUCAGUUUGCAUUCUUGGAGACGGAAUUGGCGAACGCAGAAAAGUGUCCAAAUAGAGUUUCAGAGAACUGUACUUCUCUUGUUCAUAUUAUCGCUCAUAUUGCACCUGGAGCAUUCGAGAAAACUCCGAAUAUCACAUGGUUCCGUGACGAAUACAAUGAAAAAUUCCUGAAUUUGACAGUACGAUAUGCCAAUUCAAUUGGAUGGAUGAUCUUUGGACAUCAUCACACAGAUACAUUCCAUUUGAUUAAGGAUGAAAAAGAAAACGUUGUUCAAUUGGCACUGAUGUCUCCAGCUGUAACUCCCUGGUUCUCUACACUUCCAGGAGCUGGAGCCAAUAAUCCAACAUUCCGGGUUUAUGAAACAGAUCUCUACAGUAAAAUUGAAGAUAUCAAAACUUAUUACAUAAAUCUCGAUGAGCUUAAUAAAAAUGCGUCGACGCCAUUCGUUUUCGAAUAUUCGUUUAAAGAUGCCUAUGGAAUUACAGGAGAUAUCACACCGAAUGCUGUUUCCGAUGUUCUUGAAAAAAUGAAAACCAACGACAGUUUGUUCAUGACUUAUAUCAAUUACAACACUGCUUUCUGGAAUCCAGUGAUGCCAGUGGAUGAAUAUAAAGGAGCCCAAUUGUGUUCUAUGGAGUACGCCGACUAUCCUCGAUACCAAACAUGUCUCUCAAAAUACGAAAAAUCUGCACAUAAUGAUCUGAAACUUCCCAUCUUCUCUUUACUUGCAAUCUUCUAUUCCGAAUUUUUAUUGUUCCAAUGCUUCCAGAAAAAAACCCGAUUUAAAUUUCCAGAAAUUCCCACUAGUAAAAACUCAUGUAAAUCUCAACCUCAACUUCAUAAAAAGAAGAAGAAACAUGCUCAAAGAGCAGUCAUCAUAAACUUUUCACAGGGAGAAAAAGUCACUGAAGAAGAUGUGAAGAUUGAAUUAGCACCAUUCGGACCUGUUCAUUCGGUUCAUAUGUGCACUUUGGAUGCCUGUCAGGCUUUUGUGACUUUUCGAAAUUCUCCGGAAAUGUCAGCACGGAAAAUAGUUUCGAAACUUUUCAAAUUGACAACUGGAGUACUGUUCGUAGGAGAUUUCGUAUGGACGAUUUGUAAGCCAGAAGAAUGGAAGAAAUGUAUGGAAACCCCAUUGGAUGAUUUGGAUGGAGUUGAGAAUGUGAGCUCGGCUGGACAAGGAAUUACGGUUGAUGAGUUGACUGAUAUCUUCACGAAUUUCAUGCAACAUAAUUCUUCAAUGUCUCCAGUGUCCGUCUUCUCCAAUUCAGCUCAAUCAUUCUCUUCGUUUUCGUCUCUUUCUCUUGCAAAAUCAUACGGUUCAUCAUCUUCUUCACACGCCGGUAGUUGUGAUUCCUCCGCGACAAUCACCCCAUUCUCUUUCUACCCCGCUCAAAAAUCUUCUGGUUUCAUCAAUCUGCCGCCUCCUUAUCACAUUCUUCCGGAUACCGCCUUCUUUCGUCGCACCAAAAUCGUUCCACCUCCGCCAAUCAAACCGGUUUCAUUGACUCAAAACAUCAUGGAUUGCUAUAUCAGCAGUAUCCGAAAAGGCGAUUCUGAAUUGAACAGAAGCCGUCAAACGUCGAUCGGUUCGAAAAUGGAAUUGGAGUGCAAUUGGUGCAAUUCGUUGUAA